Saccostrea echinata is the source of this 456-nucleotide messenger RNA. RefSeq names its product nuclear apoptosis-inducing factor 1-like. Lineage: Eukaryota; Metazoa; Mollusca; Bivalvia; Ostreida; Ostreidae. The coding region runs from base 1 to 456 and encodes 151 amino acids. The transcript has a single exon. Gene Ontology annotation, cellular component: nucleus. The record is from RefSeq and is a predicted model, not a curated record.
AUGGCUGACAAUCCUGACAUCGUCUGCUCAAAAAAGAACAGGAAAGCAAGAAGCACCAAUUUCUCAUUAACAGAGAUAGAAAUUAUUAAAAAUCAGGUGAAACUCCAUCCUAUUCUGGAGGCAAAACAUAGUAAUACUGUUACUAAUGCUAAGAAGCAAGCCAUUUGGCUUGAAAUAGUUAGAAAAGUCAAUGCUGUGGGGGUGGCAAAAAGGAGUUUGACAGAAGUCAAAGAUAAAUGGCGUAAUAUGUGUCGGGAAGCAAAAUUGAAAUUUACGGAAAACAGGAGACAAAUGACAAAAACAGGAGGAGGGCCUCCACCUACCCCUCUUUCCCAAACAAUGCAGGAUGUGGUGGACAUGUACAGGGAUGCCAGUUCCUUCCACGGGAUUGAAGGGGGCAUUGAAACUUCAAUGCCUGGAUGUUCUGGUAAAAUAUGGCUUUUAUGUGUUAAAUAA